Messenger RNA from Arachis duranensis, 1069 nucleotides. Its product is annotated as oligoribonuclease. Gene Ontology annotation, molecular function: 3'-5'-RNA exonuclease activity; nucleic acid binding. The coding region runs from base 56 to 829 and encodes 257 amino acids. The record is from RefSeq and is a predicted model, not a curated record. The transcript has 8 exons. Gene Ontology annotation, cellular component: mitochondrion. Lineage: Eukaryota; Viridiplantae; Streptophyta; Magnoliopsida; Fabales; Fabaceae.
UCUUUCCAAAUCAAGGUGCGUUUUUUUUUUCACUCUGCACUUGCAAACGAAGAAAAUGAGUGUCAGAAGAAGAAAAAUGGAGAAACUUGCAAACUCUUUUUCGGUGUUAGAACUUGACGCUGAUGAUAGCCAUGUCCACCCUCUUCCUCCUCCUUCCCCUUCCACUNAUAAACAAAAAAGCGAUAAGAGAGUUAAUGGCAACAAUGCUGACUCUUCAGUAGCGAAAGAUGAUGAACAAAACCAACUCGAUGUAGCGGCUCCUUUAUGUGAAUACAAGAUGCCUCUUGUUUGGAUUGACUUGGAAAUGACCGGUUUAAAUAUUGAAGUGGAUAGAAUACUGGAAAUUGCUUGUAUAAUUACAGAUGGAAAUUUAACCAAAUCGGUGGAGGGUCCGGAUUUGGUCAUCCACCAAAGUAAGGAGUGCCUUGACAGAAUGGGAGAAUGGUGUCAAAGUCAUCAUGCAGCCAGUGGUUUAACAAAAAAGGUGCUUAAAAGUACAAUUAGCGAAAGAGAAGCUGAAAAGCAGGUUAUUGAAUUUGUUAAGAGACAUCUUGGUUCAUACACCUACUCCCCUCUCUUGGCAGGAAACUCGGUUUACGUGGAUUUUCAAUUUCUAAAGAAAUACAUGCCGGAAUUGGCUGCUCUCUUCUCUCAUGUGCUUGUUGAUGUUAGUAGCGUUAAAGCUCUUUGCAUCCGCUGGUAUCCAAGGGAUCAGAAGAGAGCACCUUCAAAAGAAAACAAACACAGGGCCAUGGAUGACAUUAGAGAAAGCAUUGAGGAGCUUAGAUACUACAAAGCAAGUAUCUUCAAGCCUAAGUCCAAGAAGUGAUGGAGUUGAAAGCAGAAGGCACCAUUUGAAUAUUUAGAGGUGUUACAGGUAAACCUCACAAGAUUUUAGGGAUGUAACAACUGGCUCGUGAUUGUGGAUACAAUAUAUAUUUUUGCAACAGUUGUAUAAUCCCAUAAUAUUGAUUUUGCACGAGCAACGCUUGUAACUUUUUUUUCAACUCUUUUAAGUCAAUUCAUGUACAUUUAUUUAAAUGAGAAAAACGAAAUGUUUUAAUUUCAA